This is a messenger RNA of Pogona vitticeps (central bearded dragon), 1105 nucleotides long. RefSeq names its product platelet-activating factor receptor-like. Gene Ontology annotation, cellular component: plasma membrane. Gene Ontology annotation, molecular function: G protein-coupled receptor activity. Gene Ontology annotation, biological process: positive regulation of Rho protein signal transduction; phospholipase C-activating G protein-coupled receptor signaling pathway. The record is from RefSeq and is a predicted model, not a curated record. Lineage: Eukaryota; Metazoa; Chordata; Lepidosauria; Squamata; Agamidae.
CAAAAAUCUGAGACAUGUAUUGGUGACGGCUUCAUAGGAGAAACACAUCAUCAGGCGACCAGGGACCCAGGCCACCCUGGAAGGCGUUGGGAUGAGCAACUCCAGCAGCGCGGGACACGCCGGGGUCCGGUGCUCGUUGAACGACCCCGUGCAGUUUGUGGUAGUGCCGGCCGUCUACUGCCUGGUCUUGUGCGUGGGGCUGCCUGGCAACGUGGCGGCCCUCCUCGUCUUCCUGCAGAACGGACAGGUGAGGAAGGCCAUCCGCAUCUACCUCAUCAACCUCACCCUGGCGGACAUCUUCUUCAACCUCACCCUGCCGUUCUGGAUCCCUUACUACCUGGCGGAAGGGCACUGGGAGCUCCCCGAGGCCUCCUGCCGCUUGGCGGGGGCUAUUUAUUACUUGGCCACCUACAGUGCCAUGGCCUUCAUGACUCUCAUCAGCUUGAACCGGUACUGCACCGUGGCCAAGCUGGAGCUGGCUCUGAACAAGCCUCCGGGGGCCCUUGCGGGAUGUGUCGUGGCCUGGGUGGCCUGCCUGGCCUGCGCCGUCCCUUCCUUGGUGACCCAGCAGACCCACCAGGCGGCCUCCAUCAGCCUGAAAUGCUUCGAGCAACACGCCGGCCAAAGGACCUACGCUUACGCCAUGGUGGCUCUCUUUGCGGCAUCUUUCCUGGUCGUGUUGGGCGCCUACCUGUCUAUCAUGAGGUCCCUUUCUGCUGCGGCCAGUGCCUGUCGAGGAGGGCACCGGCGGAGGGCCCGCGCCAUGGUCCUGGGUAUGCUCCUGGUGUUCGUGGUCUGUGUGGCCCCCUAUCACCUCUCCCUGGUGCCCUGGGUAACGGGUCGGAGGGCCGCUCCGGUCUGCAGUCCUCCCUCAUUCCUAGACAACCUGCACAUGCUGAGCGUGGCACUGCUGAGCCUCAAUAGCUGCAUGGACCCCAUCAUCUACUGUUUCUCUGUCAAGCGCUUCCGGACCGAUUUGUGGUCAAUGGUGCAGAAAGUGGCUCACGGCUACCCUCGCCCUUCUCCGCCCCUGCCACCCCUGCCGCCACCAUCAGGAAACAGAGUUCUGCCCAAUAUCAGGUCAUCAUCCUUAACCUCCUCAUAG